This is a messenger RNA of Lampris incognitus (smalleye Pacific opah), 4937 nucleotides long. RefSeq names its product serine/threonine-protein kinase tousled-like 1-B. The transcript has 22 exons. The record is from RefSeq and is a predicted model, not a curated record. Bases 185 to 2497 code for a protein of 770 amino acids. Lineage: Eukaryota; Metazoa; Chordata; Actinopteri; Lampriformes; Lampridae. Gene Ontology annotation, molecular function: ATP binding; protein serine/threonine kinase activity. Gene Ontology annotation, cellular component: nucleus. Gene Ontology annotation, biological process: intracellular signal transduction; peptidyl-serine phosphorylation; chromosome segregation.
GUUACAUUGUAUCCAUUACGUUCUGACGGCCGGGCGGGACGCGCGUCGGGACGCGACGGAUUAAUCGCGCCGCGUCUCUCGUCUGUCGCAGGAGGCCGAAUGACGGACGGACGUCGGGGAUUUGGGAUCUCUACGCACGGCGGUGUGUGUGUGCGCUCGCCUCCUUCGGCAGCAAACUGGCUUCAUGAGUGUCCAAAGUAACAGUGGAAGUGGUGGUGGAAGUUUGGAGGCGACGCCAUCUUGGUCGCAGCUCGCCUCGUCCCCAACGAUUUAUCAGCAACACACAGCGGCGACCGCAAAGACCAAGGAAGGCCCUAUGGAGGAACUGCAUAGCCUGGACCCCAGGAGACAGGAGCUGCUAGAGGCCAGGUUCAUGGGAGCUGUCAGCGGAAACACAGGGGGUAGCACUGGGAGCACCAGUGGAGGUGCUAAGGGUCUUGCCAAUGACUGUUCAAACCACAGCUAUGGCAGCUUAGGAUCCUCCAGUGACAAGGAGUCAGAGAACUCUGAUAUGAAGAGAGGGAGCUCCCCUGCCUACUCAACCCCAGAGAAGAAGCACUCGGAAUCAUCCAGAGGAAGAAAGAGGAAAGCCGACACCCAAUCAGAGAGCAGCCAAGGAAAGACCUCUACACGCGGACCCAAGAUCAGUGACUACUUUGAUGUGGGUAUCAUCCUAAACCAGUUCCAUGGAGGAAACGGCUCCAGUCCAGUGAGGGGACUCCCGCUGGCCCUCCGCUCACCACAGAACUCUCAUUCUGCUCCGGGCUCAAUUAUCCGCCAGAACAGCUCCUCUCCCACAAGUCUGUGUUUCGGGGAACACCUGAUGAAUUCCAAAGCCUCCUCCAGCAAGUGUGUCCAGACUGAGUUGACGGCUCUGAAACUAGCUGCACUCGAGAGCAACAAGAGUCUAGACCUGGAGAAGAAGGAAGGGCGGAUCGAUGACCUACUCAGGGCUAACUGUGACCUGAGGAGACAGAUUGAUGAGCAGCAGAAACUCCUGGAGAAAUACAAGGAGAGACUUAACAAGUGUAUCACCAUGAGCAAGAAACUGCUCAUAGAGAAGAGCAACCAAGAAAAGCAGUCAUGCCGUGAGAAGAGCAUGCAGGACCGCCUGCGCCUGGGCCACUUCACCACCGUACGACACGGAGCCUCGUACACCGAGCAGUGGACUGACGGAUACGCAUUCCAGAACCUGGUCAAGCAGCAGGAGAGCAUCAACCAGCAGAGGGAGGACAUAGAGCGCCAGCGGAAGCUACUUGCCAAAAGAAAGCCCCCUAACCCUUCAUCCCCCUCCUUCGCGGUGGCAUCCACUUCUGAGCCCAAGCAGCGCAAGACCAAGGUGGUCAACGGCAAUGACCCCGAUCCGUUCCUCAAGCCCUCUCUGCCUCAGUUACUGACCUUGGCCGAGUACCACGAGCAAGAGGAGAUCUUCAAGCUUCGCCUUGGCCAUCUAAAAAAGGAGGAGGCUGAGAUCCAGGCGGAGCUGGAACGGUUGGAGAGGGUGAGGAAUCUCCACAUAAGAGAGCUGAAGAGGAUCAACAACGAGGACAGCUCAUCAUUCAAAGACCACCCGACUCUGAAUGAGAGGUACCUACUGUUGCACCUGCUGGGCAGGGGUGGCUUCAGUGAAGUCUACAAGGCUUUUGACCUUUUUGAGCAGCGAUACGCAGCCGUUAAAAUCCACCAGCUCAACAAGAACUGGAGAGAGGAGAAAAAGGAGAACUACCACAAGCAUGCCUGCAGGGAGUACCGGAUACACAAGCAGCUGGAUCAUCCCAGAAUAGUCAAACUGUAUGACUAUUUCUCCCUGGACACCGACACGUUCUGCACAGUGUUGGAGUUCUGCGAGGGAAAUGACCUGGACUUUUACCUGAAGCAGAACAAGCUGAUGUCGGAGAAGGAGGCGCGCUCCAUCGUCAUGCAGAUCGUCAACGCCCUGCGCUACCUCAACGAGAUCAAACCACCUAUCAUCCACUAUGACCUCAAACCUGGUAACAUCCUGCUGGUUGAUGGUACUGCGUGUGGAGAGAUCAAAAUCACAGACUUUGGCCUGUCAAAGAUCAUGGACGACGAUAACUAUGGUGUAGAUGGGAUGGACCUCACAUCGCAGGGGGCUGGCACCUACUGGUACCUCCCUCCAGAGUGUUUUGUGGUGGGGAAGGAGCCUCCCAAGAUCUCCAACAAGGUGGACGUCUGGUCUGUGGGAGUCAUCUUCUUCCAAUGUCUCUAUGGACGCAAGCCUUUUGGCCACAACCAGUCCCAGCAGGACAUUCUGCAGGAGAACACCAUCCUCAAAGCCACUGAGGUCCAGUUCCCUGCUAAACCACAGGCUAGCACAGAGGCCAAGGCAUUUAUCAGGCGCUGUCUGGCCUAUCGCAAGGAGGACAGGUUCGAUGUUCACCAGCUGGGAUCGGACGCCUACCUCCUCCCUCACAUGAGACGUUCCAACUCAUCUGGCUCCCUGCAGCCUGCCGCCUCCUCCCUCUCUACCUACUGACAGGCUCUCCCACAUGACUGACAGAAGCCUUUGGCCAAUCCCAAGGCAGGAUUGUUCCAGUUGGAAGAAAACAAGGGGGGGGGGGGUGAACCAUUUACCUGAGCUGCUCCAAAAUGGAUGAGAAUUUGUGUCAGAGCAGAACGAAAUGGAAAAUGCAAGUUAGAUUGAAGGGGGGGGCAUACUGCUGUUACAGAUGUUGCACAGUAGUGUGCCUUCGAGUGUGACAGUUUUUGAGAGAUCAAUAGUGAAGGAAAACCUGGAGAACUGGGGCAGAGAAGGGAAAUAGAGAGAGAAAGGGGGAGAGAGAGAGCAAGGAGCAAUGGAAAUGCUCUACACUGUUUUUGUGUUGGAUUGGCCGCUUAUUGGCGGGAAGAUGCAGUCAUCAGGAGGCUAGUAGAUGUAUUUGUUGACUUAAGUAGUUACCCCCUUCAAAGACAUUUCAUCAGCUGUAACUGCUCCAAAAGGCCCUGUCCCAGCCCCUACACCGCCACCUAGGGUGCACUCCAAUGAACUUUCGACCCAGAGCAGCAAAUCAGGGAUGUUCACUCGUUGCUUACAUAAGGGCCGUAUUCACAGGGGAAGAUGUCCAAAAAUGUAGAGAUAGAAAUGCAGUAGUGCGGAAGAGUUAUGCGUGUCUGUAUGUCACAUAUGGGCUACAUAUUUGAGUUCACUCUGCAUUACAUUUCUACUUGGCAGGCAAAUACGGUUUGAUAUUGUUGAACAUACCCUUAUAGUGUUUGUGCAUGAGCUAUGGGGUGGCCCAUGUGGUCCAGGACAGGAGCAGAGCAGUAAUGCUCCAACCAACUGGCACUUGACUAAAGAACUACCCCAGGCAAACGUUCUGGGACUGAAUUGCACUUCAAAUCAAGAUCAUAGUCAUCUGGUGUCAAAGAAUUAGCAUGAAGUACUAAAUGCGACUGGACUAUUUAGUAGCCCUACGAGCCCGAAUCUCCUUCACGUUUUCUGUUGUUUCGCAGUUCAAAUCAGGUCUACUUCUACGGGAUUUAUAGAAUGUAGAUCCACAAAUCUGUCUUAAUCUGUUCUUUCGCUGUUCAGAUAAAAGUUCCCGAUCCCACCAGUGAGUAGUUUAGGCUGUACUUGUAUGACGGGGCAGAGCAUAACCAUGUUAUUGUAACAGUGACACAAGACAGUUCCUCUUCAGUGAUCUGCCCUGACUACAGACUAACUGAACUGAAGAGCUGUUAUCAGCUGUUACUGCAUUGCAAAGACUUUCAUUACAGGCCUUUUUUUGGGGGGGGGGGGGGGACAAUUUUUGGUGUACAUUUUAUGUGCAGGAGCAAGCAUUGCCCACUAGCAAACAUAUAAUAAUGAAUCUUACCCUUGCUUCCCAAUGUCUCACUUGCUUAGUUUCUUUGUGUCCAUCUGAAAGCAGAUCUCAUUUUGCUGCUAUAAAUGUUGCUUUUAGUUGGUAACGUGCAAAUGGUUCUGCCUAGGACAUCCAUACUUGAACUGUGUUAUGAGGAACAUUCUCCAGGGUAUCGACUCCAAAAUGGACAUCCACUGUGCUUUUCGAGAGGAUGCAACAAACUUGACCAUCAACGUCAUUGUUUCAACAGUUUUUGAUUUACUGUCAUAGAUGUUUCUGUCAUUGUAUGGAGCACAGCCCCUGUAUACAGUCGUAAUGAAGCUUUAGGGGAAAAAAAAGAAAAAGAAAGGCAUGACUAUACCCCCAUCCAGGAACGGCAUAGGGAGCUAACAGGAGUGGGCGUGCCUGCAGGGUUGCCGACGUCACAGCACAAUUUGUCAUAGCCGGAAAUCAAACGGAUAUAAAAAUGCACUUGGCUGCUAUAUGAUUCUAGAGCAAUGCUGGGACAUCUGAUGCCUUGCUAAGUGCAGACCGGCUGGAACAAGCUCAGAGUACACCAGUGGUCUAAGGGGGCUGUUCUCUGCUGUGGGGGAAGAUGAAACACAAAUGGCGGGUAUCUCAACUCCCCUCUGUAUCCUGGCCCAGCUGACAGCACAAACAUGGAGCCCUAAUGACUCUUCUGGUUUCAAGCCCUUCCGUGGGGUACCAAAACGUAACAAAGCUGAUAAAUCGAGAAAUGUUCUCGUUACGUGACAGUCAGAAUUGAUUGCAGCAAAAUGUAUGCUCAUGCUGAAAUGCAACAUGCAUUGGAAUGAGUGAAACCAGUGUAUUUCAUGUCUAGUUUAAUAAAUUGUAAUUAUAUUCACUUGGGUGUAGUAAGGCAUAAAGCAAACUUAUCCCUCUGCUAUAUUAAGGUUUUUUGUUUUUUUUUUAUCGUAGUUAAAAACACAUCAGUUCAAAAUGGGUGCUAGGAUCAGUUGCACACCGGACUGCUAAUGGCAUCCCUGUGCGGCAGGUCCAAGUACAACCAUUACCAAGCUCAGAUCACAUCACAGGGGUUGCAACGUCACAUCGUGUCAUUCAUAUGCAAUAAAGAUUGCCUUACAAGUUCUA